Enhydra lutris kenyoni (northern sea otter) is the source of this 2204-nucleotide messenger RNA. Its product is annotated as protein O-fucosyltransferase 2. Gene Ontology annotation, molecular function: peptide-O-fucosyltransferase activity. The record is from RefSeq and is a predicted model, not a curated record. Bases 6 to 1298 code for a protein of 430 amino acids. Gene Ontology annotation, biological process: protein O-linked glycosylation via fucose. The transcript is spliced from 9 exons. NCBI's taxonomy places the organism in Eukaryota, Metazoa, Chordata, Mammalia, Carnivora, Mustelidae.
UGGCCAUGGCGGCGCUCGGCGUCGUCUUCCUGGUGCUGCUGGAAGCGGCGUCCUGGCCGCCGGCCUCGGGGUCGGGCGAGGAGUUCUGGCCCGGCCAGUCGGCGGCCGACAUCCUGUCGGGGGCGGCGUCCCGCAGACGGUACCUCCUGUACGACGUCAACCCCCCAGAGGGCUUCAACCUGCGCAGGGACGUGUACAUCCGCGUGGCCUCCCUCCUGAAGACGCUGCUGGAGACCGAGGAGUGGGUGCUGGUGCUGCCCCCGUGGGGCCGCCUCUACCACUGGCAGAGCCCGGACAUCCACCAGGUGCGCAUUCCCUGGUCCGACUUCUUCGACCUUCCGAGUCUCAACAGAAACAUCCCGGUCAUCGAGUACGAGCAGUUCAUUGCAGAGUCCGGCGGGCCCUUCAUCGACCAGGUGUACGUCCUGCAGAGCUACGCGGAGGGGUGGAAGGAGGGGACCUGGGAAGAGAAGGUGGACGAGCGGCCGUGCCUCGACCCGCUGCUGUACUCACCGGACAAGCACGAGUACUACAGGGGAUGGUUUUGGGGCUAUGAAGAAACGAGAGCGCUAAACGUCUCGUGUCUGUCCGUCCAGGGAUCGGCUUCCAUCAUGGCCCCCGUGCUGCUGAAGAACACGUCGGCCAGGUCAGUGAUGCUGGACAGAGCCGAGAACCUCCUGCACGACCACUACGGGGGGAAGGAGUACUGGAACACCCGGCGGAGCAUGGUGUUCGCCAAGCACCUGCGGGCCGUGGGGGACGAGUUCCGAAGCAAGUACCUGAACUCCACGGACGAGGCCGACAGGAUCCCCUUCCAGGAGGACUGGACCAAGAUGAAGGUCACGCUGGGCUCCGCGCUGGGGGGCCCGUACCUCGCGGUUCACCUGAGGAGAAAAGAUUUCAUCUGGGGUCACAGAGAGGAUGUGCCCAGCCUGGAUGGGGCCGUGAAGAAGAUUCGCAGCCUCAUGAAGACCCACCAGCUGGACAGGGUGUUCGUGGCCACGGACGCCAUCAGGACAGAGCACGAGGAGCUGAGGCGGCUGUUGCCCGAGAUGGUGCGGUUUGAGCCCACGUGGGAGGAGCUAGAGCUGUACCGGGACGGCGGCGUGGCCAUCAUCGACCAGUGGAUCUGCGCGCACGCCAGGUUCUUCAUCGGAACCUCGGUCUCUACGUUCUCUUUUCGGAUCCACGAGGAGAGAGAGAUCCUCGGGCUCGACCCGCGGACGACGUACAACCGGUUCUGCGGGGACCGGGAGGAGGCGUGCGAGCAGCCCACGCACUGGAGAGUGGCCUACUGAGCCGCCAGCUCCUCGUGGGCCCCGCGCCCGGGACAUCCGCACACGUGGCCUCGUCUUCCUCUGAGCGCCCGUGUGGCCUCGGGGUGGAGUUGGCCCCGGCCGGCAGGCAAGGCUGCCCCACCAUCACUUCAGGGUCACGGUCACCGCUCACAGCCACGUGAGCUAUGGCGCACGUCCUUUGUCGGUGUUUCCCCCACCGUGGGCUGCCUGGGGCUCCGCUGCUGGCCAGGCCGGUGUGACGUGAGGAGGUGCGGGGGCUCGGUCUCCUGGAGGGCGUCCGGAUCCCCACGGGCCUGCUGCGUUUCAGCCUGCCGGUCCCUCUCGUCCUGCACUUUGACCCGCGGGAGGCGCCCUGUGAGUUGGGGGGAAGGCGAACCCCCACCUUGCAGAACGGCCUGAGGCCUGUGUUGGCCCGUGAGGGGCUCUCUGCUCUCGGCUCGGGCACUGGAAGGUUCCUCAGCAGGGUUUUGGGGCUUUGUCGGGUCCACACAGAGAGGAACCCCUUGGCUGGCUGAUGGGCUGCGGGCGGCCGCCUGUGAGUGUGGCAGCAUCGGGGGUCGGACACCCCGGGCCCUGCCUUGCAGUGGGCUCAGUGGACUGAGGGACGAGGGGCGAGGAGGACGGUCACUCCGGCCUCCGGAGGGCUCGUGCUGCUGCCCGGAAACCCCUUCUGGGCCUCAGGCGUGGCCACCACCCACCCCCUCUGACCAGGAGCCCCAACUUCGCACAGACUCCCCGGGUGACCCGGGGACGGCUUCUGUGUUUUCUUCCCGAGCUUUGAAAACCCGCCCCGAACCGCGCUCGGCUCCCGUGGUGUCACCGCGGUGGGCGGGGAGAUGAUGAAGUAUUUAUUCUUUGCCUAUUUGUACCUUCAAAUACUAUUAAUAAAAUACGUUUUCUAGAAAA